CUGACUAUCGAUAAGCACAGCUGUCAGCUGUUUUACGUACUUAUCGUUUUGCUUGCACAACAAUUUUGCGGCAUUUUUCCAAUAUUUUACUAAGUUUUCUACAAUUUACUGAAACAAAAUGCGUCUAACCAGUGUUUUAUUCAAGAAAGUGAAGAGCAAGCGAAUCAUGGUUGUGCUGGAAAGUGUGGUCAGUGGACAUCAAUAUAAUGCCUUUCGGGAUCGUUUGGCCGAGAAAUUGGAGAUAAUACGCUUCGAUCCGUACAUUCAACAGGAAAGCCUGUAUCGCGAACGCAAGAAAAUCCGCAGCGCCUAAGGAGUAUCCCAUUUAUUUUUGAUAUUCCCUUUUUAGUUAGU
Drosophila elegans is the source of this 354-nucleotide messenger RNA. It is a transcript of the gene mRpL33, whose product is annotated as 39S ribosomal protein L33, mitochondrial. Lineage: Eukaryota; Metazoa; Arthropoda; Insecta; Diptera; Drosophilidae. The transcript has 3 exons. The record is from RefSeq and is a predicted model, not a curated record. Bases 119 to 313 code for a protein of 64 amino acids. Gene Ontology annotation, biological process: translation. Gene Ontology annotation, cellular component: mitochondrion.